AUGUCUGUCGACGACAAGGCCAGAGAGCGCGCCCGCGACAACGACAAAGCCGCAUUUGCUCUACCGCUGCCCGUCAUGAGUGCUGCAGAAUCGUCGGAAACGCCUCAGUCUCGGGAUUCCAAUCGAUUUAGCCCCAAUGUCAUCCUUCGUCCCCUCCUGCUGCUGUUCAUAAUUUUUAUCUGCCUUCAUUUCUCUGCGUACACUGGCUACGCACUGCCUUGGUUCGGAAGUGUGCAGACUGUCGACUUGACCAGCGGGACAUGUCCUCAGGCUCCAGUUCCGCCGCACGAUCCUACGACGGAGGUUUACGAUACAGAUAGGUUCAGGAAGGUGGCACUGGAAAGGUUGCAAGGCGCUGUCAGGAUUCAAAUCCUUGGUGGCACGAUUUGUGUACGGGUAGCCCAGGUGUUCGACGAUAUGGGUGAUCCGCAAGACGAGUCACAGGACGAACGCUGGCUCCCCUUCCUGGACUUUCACCAAUAUCUAAAUGACACUUUCCCUCUCGUGUAUUCUCGCUUUGAACUCAUUAAGAUCAACAACUAUGCCCUUGUUUAUAUUCUUCCCGGCUCCGACCCUUCCCUCAAGCCUACAAUGUUAACCGCUCACAUGGAUGUAGUUCCCGUUCCCGAGGGAUCAUGGGAGGAGUGGACACACAACCCAUUUGAUGCUCAUUUUGACGGAACAUGGGUCUGGGGACGCGGCGCGUCAGAUUGUAAGAAUAACGUCAUCGGCCUCCUCACUACCUUCGAACAUCUCCUCGAUCUGUCCAAUCCGGAGGUCUUCACACCUCGUCGCACCAUCAUCCUUGCAUUCGGAUCGGACGAGGAAAGUAACGGAAGUUACGGAGCUGGGCAAAUCAACAAGUUUUUGCUGGGGAGGUACGGCAAGGAUGGAAUAGCAGCGAUAUUGGACGAGGGUGGCAGUGGCCUGCAAGAACUGUACGGUCGGGCGUUCGCACUGCCGGCCGUGGCAGAAAAGGGGGCGGCCGACGUCGAAAUAGAGGUUCGGAGCCCAGGCGGUCAUUCGAGCGUUCCACCGGAACACACUUCGAUCGGAUAUAUGGCGAAGUUUAUCACAGCGCUCGAAGACGAGGAAUCUGCGAUUUAUCAUCCGGUGCUGACGCUGGAGCAUCCGAUAUAUGAAUAUUUAGAAUGCCUGACAACUCACGGCCUAUCCGACCGGGUCCCAAACCUACUGAAACGUCUCCUUCGCCUUGGACGAGUAGACCUCCUUGCACAGUGGUUCGCAGCGCAAGGACCAGCCGAGCGAUUUCUGUUAGAGACCAGUGUGGCGGGGACGAUUGUGCAGGGUGGCGUUAAAACGAACGCGUUGCCGGAGAGGGCGACAUUGAAUAUCAAUUCGCGCGUCGAGAUCACCCAGUCCAUAUCCGAACAUGAAACAGCCUUGACCAACUUCUUCAUCCCCCUCGCGUCUUCGCUCGACCUGUCGCUCGAUGCAUUUGGGACGCAGGUGCUCAUCGCGCCGGACGAUGUGGCCAAGGGUAAUAUUACGAUCAGGAUGUUUAGCACUCCGUCCGACGCGAGCCCUAUCACCGCCACUAAAGCAAAGUCUGGAGGGCUGGAUAAGGUCUGGGAGGCAUUCGGGAGUGCGGUGAAGGGGGCGUUUGGGGCUGAUGUGAUCGCCGCACCGUCGUUGAUGACCGGAAAUACGGAUACGAGGAACUAUCUGGAUUUGAGUGGGUCGAUAUUGCGGUGGUCUCCAGCGAAAUUGGGGACGCGUCUCAACGCACAUACGAGAGACGAACGUGUCAUGCUCGAUACGCAUAUCGAGGGUAUAAGGUUCUAUACUUAUUUCGUGAAGAACUUAGACCAGAUGGAGGAUGAGUGA
Messenger RNA from Stereum hirsutum FP-91666 SS1, 1848 nucleotides. Its product is annotated as carboxypeptidase S. Bases 1 to 1848 code for a protein of 615 amino acids. The record is from RefSeq and is a predicted model, not a curated record. NCBI's taxonomy places the organism in Eukaryota, Fungi, Basidiomycota, Agaricomycetes, Russulales, Stereaceae. Gene Ontology annotation, cellular component: fungal-type vacuole lumen. The transcript is spliced from 14 exons. Gene Ontology annotation, molecular function: metallocarboxypeptidase activity.